AGAGCAUCUGGCAAGGUGAUUAAAAGUAAAGACUUAAGGGGAAGCUCCUGAGUCAGGAGAAUUCAGAGACAGCAGUCAUGAUGUGUAGAACUUUGAGAGGAUAAUUUGCUCCUUUAAUUUCAUACUGUGCAAUAUUUGUUCUGGGCUUAUGUGAUCUUUACAUUAGUGGUGAAAUAUAUUGGACAGACACGUGAGAGAAAUUUUCCACCCUUCUGAAAAAUAUACAAAUUAAAAGAGAAUUUCUGUAGCUAUUUAGUUAAAGAGGUAGUCACAAACAGGCUCAUCCACAGAAUCUUCCGAGCCGGUUGUUGGAGGUGUUUUGUUUGCUUGUGUUUUGAUGAAGAGUGAGUGUCCUGUCUUUGAUUUUCUGUGUGCAUGUGCAGGCGUUACUAUCAAAAAGUUGGAUUUUGAAAGUGGUAGUGGUUUACAGAAUGUUUUUCACUGUGGGAGCCGAGCAGGGUAGUCGAGCCAGGCUUUGUGGUUAAGAAAAUUGAAGGAAAGCUGUGAGAAGAAGGAGUAUGAGGUAGGAAUGAGAGGAGGAGAUGAAAAUUCAAGCCGUCGUAUCAUAGCAGAGUUGGCAAUCAAUGGUUUGUUUCUCCAGGAGCUUAAAACAUCAGCUAGAACAGACGAAAUGAGCAGACACCCAGUGAUGCUUCAGGCUGAGUCUCACAAGCUUGGUUAUGGGUAGGACACGAGCCGAUAACAUAUUCCAUGUACGCUUGAGGGGAUUCCCACUGGGGAUAUGUGUUUAUGCAGAGUGAUCCUGAACAAGUAUUACUAAAGAAAUUCACUAUUUUAGUUCAUGGAAAUAAGAGUCACAGUUGAGGACCAACGGAACAAACCAGUGACUUUGGUGUACAUCUAACCAGAAUGAAAAAGUUGAGAAGUAAAGGGAGGAGCAAAGGUAGUGACUAUAGUGUACAGGAAACAUAAAGAGGCCAGAAAGAAUAGUAAUAUACAGAAAACUCCCUUUCUAUCCAAAAAUGAAAUAGCAUGGAAGGGAGGAGGGAGUCAGGUAGGUCUAAAAGUGGUAAAACGCUGUGUUAACAGAAGGGAGUCAUGCCAUCUAGGAAGGAAUCAUGACAUAAAAGCUUUAUAACUUUAGAAACGAGGAAUUUAAAAACAUUUCAUUUUCUGCUUAAGCAAGCAAUGGCUUAAGGGGGAAAAUAAAUGUAGAGUAGAAUUAGUGAGAGAAGCAACUAAAGGGUAUGAGCUAUAUAAGCAAGGCUAAGCUUUGAAAGGAUUGAAAAAGAGACCGAGAUGGAUAGAGACACAGAGAGACAGAGAUGGAGGAGAGACAGAAGAGUGUGCUGAAGAAGAGGUUGGAACCCAUCACUGUGAGAGAGUCUUCUCCCGGCAGCAGCAGUGACAAUGCAGUUUAUAAGCCACCAGUUCCCAGAUUAUCAUGACCCCACGAUUGAAGAUGCUUACAAAACCCAGGUAAGGAUCGACAAUGAGCCUGCUUACUUGGACAUCUUGGACACUGCUGGUCAGGCAGAGUUCACGGCCAUGCGGGAGCAGUACAUGCGUGGGGGUGAGGGUUUCAUCAUCUGCUACUCUGUCACUGACCGCCAGUCAUUCCAGGAGGCCGCCAAGUUCAAGGAGCUGAUUUUCCAGGUCCGUCACACCUAUGAAAUCCCCCUUGUGCUGGUGGGUAACAAAAUUGACCUGGAGCAGUUCCGCCAGGUCUCUACAGAAGAAGGCAUGAAUCUUGCUCGAGAAUACAACUGUGCCUUCUUUGAGACCUCUGCAGCCCUCCGAUUCGGUAUUGAUGAUGCUUUUCAAGGCUUAGUGAGAGAAAUUCGCAGGAAGGAAUCCAUGCCGUCCUUGAUAGAAAAGAAAUUAAAGAGGAAGGACAGCCUGUGGAAGAAGAUAAAAGGCUCGCUGAAGAAGAAAAGAGAAAACAUGACAUGAUACUCUGCUUCUUGGUCCUUCCUUCCCAUCUCUGGAUUUUUAUCAAAUCUCAUAUUCUCUCUCUCUCUCUCUCUCUCUCUCUCUCUCUCUCUCUCUCUCUCUCUCUCUCUCUCUCUCUCUCUCUCUCUCCCCAUAUCUACCUGCAGGCAAAAAUUAGACUUGUAUAACUGUGUGUAUUAGAUAGUUUUAUUUUGUCUUUAACAGCUGCAUAGAUUUUGCCAAUCAGCUGGAUAAAGCUAUUUAGAUUUUACAACAUAUUACCAAAUAAAAUUAACAUUCCAAUUGCCUCAUUUUUCCUGUAAAGAGUGGCUUCAUUUCGUAUGCUGUCUGGCUAUAAAGAAAAUAUGCAAACUUGUAGCUGGGAUGAUAAAAGGCUUAGGGAAUCUGCUUUUGCCUGAUAACUCUGGUUGUUUGCAUUUCAGAAAUCUGUAAAUAAUGGAGAGGCUGGACGAGUUCAAAGCAAAAGACCAAGUCCUAGUCUUCUCUUAAGUGGUAUUUCGUCUUGAGUCCUUUAUAGAUGACCGUUAGAGAAAUUACUGAUAAUAUAAACUGAUGGCUCAUUAAAGGUCAAAAAUUACAUGUGCCCAUAUUCACAGUGCUCAGGUUGCCAUACACAUUUAAAGAAUCAUCACAGAGAAUUUACUAUGAUGGAAAACAUGUGGGAAGACAAGAGUACUAUGAACUUGGUGAUACAUAUGUCCACAAAAGGAACCUUCAGCCCUCUCAAUGAAUUCCUCACAGGAUUGCCUCACCUGCGUAGUUGCCAUCUGUCUUCAGGGAUGUGACCUCUGCAAGCUGAAUGUUCUAUUCCUAUUAUUAAAUUCCCUGUCUCAUUUUCCAUGAAAUGCAUUGAGAAGCUAUCAUCGGAAGUGGUGUUGUUAUUUGUCUUACAAUGGUUCGUUGUGUAAAAUAAAAUCUCCUAUUUACCCAUUU
Molecule: messenger RNA, 2847 nt
Organism: Mesocricetus auratus (golden hamster)
Lineage: Eukaryota; Metazoa; Chordata; Mammalia; Rodentia; Cricetidae
Gene: Rit2
Product: Ras like without CAAX 2
Exons: 5
Coding region: 1372-1914 (180 amino acids)
Biological process (GO): positive regulation of neuron projection development; Ras protein signal transduction
Cellular component (GO): plasma membrane
Molecular function (GO): GTPase activity; GTP binding; GDP binding
Source: RefSeq, a predicted model, not a curated record